Trichobilharzia szidati is the source of this 675-nucleotide messenger RNA. The record is from the annotation of a GenBank genome assembly. Lineage: Eukaryota; Metazoa; Platyhelminthes; Trematoda; Strigeidida; Schistosomatidae.
AUGGAUGGUGAGAUGGAUGCACAAAGAAGUUAUUCAGUUGGUCGACGUGAUGAAAUUAGUAAUUCUUCGUGUGCUACAGUCACUUCAGCUAAUCGGGGGCCUUUAAAAUCAUCAUCUAGUACUACCUUACAACAGACAAUAUCAACUGAAUCAGUUCGACGAAAUUUCCCGCCAUCUGAUUACUAUCCAAUAAUACAUUUAAACAAACAGUCAAACAGUAUUAAUAAUAUUAGUAGCACUAGUAAUAUUAAUAAAGCACGCCCACAAUCAUCAAUUGACUAUACACCUGUUUGGUGUUUGGAUGAUACAAAACAGCCUGGAAAUCGACCAGUAAGUCAGUCAAAAGAUGGAACUGUGUCGUGUUAUCAUACAGAUGGCUGUCAACAGUAUUCUGCUUCUUCUUCUUCUUCUCUUCGUAAGCCUUCUGCAUAUCAGAUACCAUGGAAAGAGGAAAUAUCCAUUGAAAAAAAACUCCACAGACCAUCAAUUUAUCCAUACAAUAGUUCAACUGAUAAGUCAAUCUCAUUUACUAAACUACAUAACCCUGGAAAAUCAAAUACUCGUCUCCGACAAUCAAAUGAAUCUCUGUCAAGGAGUGCGUAUGGCCCAUAUAAUUCUAGAAGGAAAGUAGUCGCAUCUGCGACACAGUCUACUGCUUAUCUGCCUAUUUCUUGA